UUGUUUUCAUCUCAGUCGCCCUACAGUGGAAUCCUGGAAUUGCAAUAGUACUUUAUGGAUAUAUAAAAAUAGAAGCGUCGUUCAUCGUUUUCAGACCUUUUUGCGCUGAAAAUUUAGCUUCGUUCAGAAACAAAUUAGCCAUAGUUAUCGUUAGUAAACGAGAGCAUCCUAGUUUUCACCAGCGGCGUGCAAACCCGGCUCGGCAAUGACAUCCAUUAUUAAACUUCAUGCCAUUUCUGGCGCGAUGGAUGAGUCGCCACCGUGUUACAUUCUACAGGUAGAUGAGGUUCGCUUUCUGCUCGAUUGUGGCUGGGACGAAAAAUUCGACCCGAGUUUUAUCAAAGAGUUGAAAAAGUAUGUUCACACGAUUGACGCCGUGUUACUUUCCUACCCUGAUGGUCUCCAUCUAGGAGCGCUUCCAUACCUCGUGGGGAAACUGGGACUCAAUUGUCCCAUUUACGCAACCAUACCCGUGUACAAGAUGGGCCAAAUGUUUAUGUAUGAUAUGUUCAUGUCGCACUAUAACAUGCACGACUUUGAUUUGUUCACGCUGGAUGAUGUGGAUGCUGCAUUCGACCGGAUCAUCCAGCUGAAGUAUAACCAGAGUGUAUCGCUAAAGGGUAAAGGGUACGGCAUAACGAUAACGCCUCUCCCGGCCGGGCAUCUGAUAGGUGGUACCAUUUGGAAGGUGGUGAAGGUAGGUGAGGAAGAUAUAGUGUACGCAACAGACUUCAACCACAAAAAGGAGCGACAUUUGAACGGUUGUGAAUUGGAGAAAUUACAGCGACCGUCACUAUUUAUCACCGACGCGUAUAACGCACGAUACCAGCAGGCAAGGCGAAGGGCGCGUGACGAAAAAUUUAUGACCAAUAUUCUGCAGACGUUGAGGAAUAAUGGAAACGUUUUGGUUACGGUAGACACAGCUGGCAGAGUGCUAGAAUUGGCACAUAUGCUAGAUCAGCUGUGGAAAAAUAAAGAAUCUGGACUGAUGGCAUAUUCGUUGGCAUUGUUGAACAACGUAAGCUAUAACGUGGUGGAAUUUGCGAAGAGUCAAAUCGAAUGGAUGAGCGAUAAGUUGAUGAAAAGCUUUGAAGGGGCAAGAAAUAAUCCAUUCCAUUUUAAGCAUUUACGUCUGUGUCACACAAUGGCGGACUUAGCGAAGGUACCCAGUCCUAAGGUGGUGCUGGCUAGCUCGGCGGAUAUGGAAAGUGGAUUCUCGAGAGAGCUGUUUGUUCAAUGGGCGGGGAAUACGAACAACAGCAUUGUUAUUACCUGUAGAUCCUCGCCUGGAACUUUGGCAAGGGAUUUGAUCGAUAAUGGAGGUAAUGGGAGAAAAAUAGAGCUGGACGUUAGGCGUCGGGUUGAACUGGAGGGAGCUGAGCUAGAGGAAUAUAUGAGAACUGAGGGCGAAAAGCACAACCGGUCGAUUAUUAAAAGUGAUAUGGAUUUGGACAGCAGUUCAGAUUCUGAUGAUGAGCUGGAAAUGAGCGUUAUAACGGGGAAACAUGAUAUUGUUGUGCGUCCGGAGGGUCGUUCACAUACCGGUUUCUUCAAAUCCAGUAAAAAACAGUACGCCAUGUUCCCAUUCCACGAGGAAAAAAUAAAGUUCGACGAAUACGGUGAAAUUAUUCAGCCAGAUGAUUACCGAAUGGUCGAUCUUGGUCCAGACGGUGGAGGCGAAGAUAACAAGGAGAAUCAAAUCAAAGCUGAAGAAAUCAAGAAAGAGAAAGAUAGUGAACUGACUGUCCUGGACAAACCAACCAAAUGUAUUAGUAGCCGUAAAUUGAUUGAGGUGAAUGCGCAAGUUCAAUUUAUCGAUUUCGAGGGCCGUUCGGAUGGAGAAUCCUUGCUGAAAAUAUUAUCCCAACUCCGUCCUCGCCGGGUAGUAGUAGUGCGAGGAUCUCCACAGAACACAGCUCAUAUAGCGGAACACUGUCAGUUGAACAUCGGUGCCAGAGUAUUCAGCCCGAAUCGGGGGGAAAUAAUUGAUGCGACCACCGAAACGCAUAUCUAUCAGGUGCGCCUAACGGAAGCAUUAGUCUCACAACUGGAAUUCCAGAAGGGUAAGGAUGCCGAAGUGUCCUGGAUUGAUGCUCAAAUUGUGAUCCGUAACAAACAGUUCAAUGCGGGAACAGAAGCGGAUGCGUUGGCAAAUAGUACCCUCAGUGGUACCACGAAUAAUGCUACCACUAACAAUGCAAUUGCAGCUGCAGCUGCCGCUGCAUCCGAUGCGCCGAUGGACGUCGAUCAAGCGGAUUCAACGGAAGAUAAAAGCGAUAAACAGAUUCUUACGCUUGAACCACUGAAGAACGAAGAACUGCCGGCGCACAAUUCGGUCUUCAUCAACGAGUUAAAAUUGAUCGAUUUUAAGCAGACAUUGAUGCGGGCUAACAUCAGCUCGGAAUUUUCGGGCGGUGUGUUGUGGUGUAGCAACGGAACACUGGCACUGCGACGAGUUGAUACGGGAAAGGUCACCAUCGAGGGGUGUCUAUCGGAGGAUUAUUAUAAAGUUCGGGAUCUACUGUAUGAGCAGUAUGCGAUUGUGUAGUGUUGAAUAAAGUUCGAUGAAUGCAAUUCGAAUGAU
Messenger RNA from Toxorhynchites rutilus septentrionalis, 2584 nucleotides. RefSeq names its product probable cleavage and polyadenylation specificity factor subunit 2 (gene CPSF2). The coding region runs from base 206 to 2548 and encodes 780 amino acids. Gene Ontology annotation, molecular function: RNA binding. The transcript is spliced from 2 exons. The record is from RefSeq and is a predicted model, not a curated record. Gene Ontology annotation, biological process: mRNA 3'-end processing by stem-loop binding and cleavage. Gene Ontology annotation, cellular component: mRNA cleavage and polyadenylation specificity factor complex. NCBI's taxonomy places the organism in Eukaryota, Metazoa, Arthropoda, Insecta, Diptera, Culicidae.